Molecule: messenger RNA, 279 nt
Organism: Talaromyces proteolyticus
Lineage: Eukaryota; Fungi; Ascomycota; Eurotiomycetes; Eurotiales; Trichocomaceae
Exons: 1
Source: RefSeq, a predicted model, not a curated record
AUAACGCCGAAGCGGGUGCAUGAGGCCCUAUUCAGCCAAAGCAUUAAAAAGGCCCCCGGAGUCGAUAGGCUCAACUUCAAAGCAUGGCGCCUAGUUUGGAGGUUCGACCCUGAGCGCUUAGUGGCCCUGGCGAGGCAGUGCCUCCGCUUGGGGGUGCACCCUGACGUUUGGAAGGUCGCAAAACGCGUUAUAUUGAAGAAGCCGGGCAAGCCUAAUUACGCUCUAGUGAAGGCCUGGAGGGUCAUUAGCUUACUAAGCUGCCUCGGCAGGGUAACGUAA